Cannabis sativa is the source of this 3639-nucleotide messenger RNA. RefSeq names its product pentatricopeptide repeat-containing protein At4g20740. The record is from RefSeq and is a predicted model, not a curated record. The transcript is spliced from 2 exons. Lineage: Eukaryota; Viridiplantae; Streptophyta; Magnoliopsida; Rosales; Cannabaceae. Gene Ontology annotation, molecular function: protein binding. Bases 330 to 2489 code for a protein of 719 amino acids.
UUAUUUGAAAUUGACAUAUUACACCAAUAAUAUACAGAGGUUUCCUUACUCAGGAGUGAGCCUUGCUUUGAAACAAAACACUCUCUCUUCUUCGAUUGGUGAAGCCCUAGCCCCUCCUCUCUUCCUCUUCUUCCUUCUUUCGCUUCAUCAACCAGGUAAGGACACUGUAAGAAAUGCGCUCUCAGUUAGCAAUGGCGUCGAAGAAUAGAAUCCUUAAAAGAGAGUUCAAUGGGCUUAAGAAGAAGCAUUCUUCACCAACCAUGUCGAGUGUUACCUACGUUGAACGAAACAACAUCGUUAAUUGAUUGCUUUCUUAAUUUAUUUCAAAGAUGUCACAAGGGAAACUGCCACUGGCAAAUCCCCAAAAGUUCAACUUCUUCUACGGUCACCGUAAGCCUUCCCAGAACCGCCCCAUAGUCCGAGGUGGCCUCUUUUCCAACCGUCAAACCAUCAGACCUCCAAAACCUGAACCCAAACACCAAUCACAGCCGUCUGAUCUCUCUAAAUGGGACCCAGAUCACUUUCCAUCCCAACAGUCGAAACCAAGCAAUGUUGCAGCCGCAACACUCUCCUUUUUGUCCCCCAUUGCUCGGUUCAUUGUCGAUGCUUUUCGUAAGAACCAGUCCCAGUGGGGGCCACCUGUUGUUUUUGAGCUCAGGAAGCUCCGAAGGGUCACCCCCGAGCUUGUGGCUGAGGUCCUUAAGGUACAAACUGAACCAGCUUUAGCUUCGAAGUUCUUCCAUUGGGCUGGUAAGCAAAAAGGUUACAAGCAUAACUAUGGUUCUUACAAUGCGUUUGCUUAUUGCCUGAAUCGUACUAACCGGUACCGGUCUGCUGACCAGGUGCCUGAGUUGAUGGAAUCUCAGGGUAGGCCUCCUAGUGAGAAGCAGUUUGAGAUUCUCAUUAGAAUGCACUCUGAUGCCAAUAGGGGUCUCAGAGUGUAUUAUGUGUACGAGAAGAUGAAGAAGUUUGGUGUUAAACCGAGAGUUUUUUUGUAUAAUAGGAUAAUGGAUGCUUUAAUUAAAACGGGUUAUUUAGAUUUGGCUUUGUCAGUUUAUGAGGACUUUAAGGAUGAUGGUUUGGUGGAAGAGAGUGUUACUUUCAUGAUUUUGAUAAAGGGUCUUUGCAAGUCCGGUCGAAUUGAGGAAAUGUUUGAGGUUCUGGAGAAGAUGAGGGUGAAAUUGUGCACUCCCGAUGUGUUUGCGUACACGGCUAUGGUGCGAGUAUUGGCUUCCGAGGGGAAUUUAGAGGGCUCUUUGCAGGUUUGGAAGGAAAUGAAGAGAGACAGAGUUGAACCUGAUGUUAUAGCUUAUACAACUAUGAUCAAUGGUUUGUGUAAAGGAGGAAGGGUUGAGAAGGGUUACGAAUUGUUUAAGGAUAUGAAGGAGAGGGGAAUUUUGAUCGAUAGAGCUAUUUAUGGGACAUUGGUUCAGGCUUUUGUAGUAGACGGGAAAGUUGGGCAGGCUUGUGAUUUGUUGAAGGAUUUGAUGGAUUCAGGGUAUAGAGCAGACUUGGGUAUUUAUAACUCUCUUAUUCAAGGACUGUGUAACGUUAAGCGAGUUGACAAGGCACACAAGCUCUUCCGAGUGACUGUUCAGGAGGAUCUAGGGCCAAACUUUGAGACUGUUAAUCCCAUUUUGGUGUCUUAUGCAGAGAUGAAAAAGAUGGAUGAGUUUUGUGAGUUGCUUGUGCAGAUGAAGAAGUUGGGAUCUUCCGUCAUGGAUGAUCUUACCAAAUUCUUUUACUUUAUCGUGGGAAAGGAGGACGGAGUAAAGAUGGCGAUGGAAGUGUUCGAGGACUUGAAAAUCAGGGGUUACUAUACUGUUGCAAUCUACAAUAUUCUGAUGGAGGCUUUCCACAGAAUUGGGAUGGCAACAAAGGCACUGUCACUUUUCGAUGAAAUGAAAGAUAUGAAUGUUCAGCCAGACUCAUCAACUUAUAGUAUUGCAAUCGAGUGUUUUGUCGAAGAUGGGAAUGCUAAAGAGGCUUGUGCGUGCUACAAUAAGAUAAUCGAGAUGUCUUGUGUUCCAUCUGUUUCUGCAUAUCAGUCACUUGCUAGAGAGUUAUGCAAGACCGGUGAGAUUGAUGCAGCUAUGCUGCUCGUUCGCGACUGCUUGGCUAGUGUGAGAAGUGGGCCGAUGGAGUUCAAGUAUGCACUUACUAUUAUCCACGCUUGCAAAGCUAGAAACGCUGCAGAUGUCCUAUCGGUGCUGAGUGAAAUGAUGCAAGAAGGAUGUCCUCCGGAUGAUGUUGUAUGCUCCGCUGUUAUCUUCGGAAUGUGUAAGUAUGACGCUAUAGAGGAGGCAAGGAAGGUCUUUUCGAACUUGAGAGAGCGCAAAGUUUUAAGUGAAGCGAGGACGAUCGUGUAUGAUGAAAUACUAAUCGAACAUAUGAAGAAAAAGGCGGCAGACUUGGUUGUAUCUGGAUUGAAGUUUUUCGGUUUAGAAUCUAAGCUGAAACGAAAGGGUUCUACCCUGCUGUCGAAUUGAAGAUCUGAACUCGGGGAAACUUACUUUCUUGCCUACUAAUCUUACAGAAAGGGGUCCUCAAGGGAGCUGCCGAUGAUGAUGCUAUUAAGUGUCAUGACGUCUUAGACAGGUUAUUUACUUCCACUUAAUUCUGAUGCUAUAUAAAUGUUAUUUGAGAUUAUACUUAUCUUAUCUGUGAGAUUGUUUAUUGUUUAUUGUUGCCCUUAAAUGUGUUCAUCUGUUACUCCCAUCAAUUUCUUAAAUUAAAAUGAGCCCUUUUUUUAUUGCCUAUUAUGUGAUUUAUUAAGAAUUAAGAGAUUAUUUUUGACAGAGGACGAUGUUCUAAAUUAGUUUUUAAAUGUUUGUUUUAGAUGUUGCUAGAACGGGUUGAGAUCGAUUGCAAUACAAUAAAUAUAAAUCAUGACUGAUCUGUUGUUAUUUUUUCGACAUAAAUAAUCAAUUUUCUUUUUCUUCUUUCAAAUUUCAAAUGUUUCUGUAGUUUAGUAUUUAGUACUGUAUGAGCACUUGUGAAGGAGAGUUUGAAUCUAAUUUUGUGACUUUCCUUGGUGCUCUUUCAGCUUGUUCUCUCAUGCUAGGCUGGUAGAUAAGGGUCUCAAGAUCUCAAGAUGAAGCGUUGAUCUUUUGGGGUGAGCAAGGCGUUUGAAUCAAGCUCGGGAGUUUGUAAAGGCAAUACCUCAGAAGCCCAACUCAGAUGUGUGGGUUGCUGCUGUGCUGAAUUUAGUUUGUAAGAUUUCAUACAACUCUUGCUAUAAUUGUGGCAGUGGACAAUGAUUGCUACUCUCCUUUGAAGCAGCAGUAGAGUUGUGUCGGCUCAAAUGUACGACUCGCUGAUGACACCAGUACUGCAGCAGAGGAAAACAGUAGAGAUACCAAAGAAGAAGAAAAAGAGGUUUGGUCGGAGGGUUUUCGGUUGGUUUACCUGCUGCUUAAAACUGGUAGAAUUUUCAAAGAAUUGUUAUGAUAAGGAGAAACAAACGAGUGUGAUAAGAAUUUAAGAGUUAAUUUCCUUAAUUGAGAUUUCAUUUCAGUGGAAAUAAUAUCAAUAAUAAUGGAAUCGAAUGGUUUAAUCUGUAUCUUCUUCUUCUGAUUGGUCUCAAAACUACACAUUAAUUUGUUGCAUGAAUUAAUUUAUAAGUGUUUGUCUUUGCCA